AUGAAGUUGCUUACACUCCUUCUUUCAGCUUUGACCAGCCAAGUGGCUGGUCUAGCAUCUACAGAUACCAUCACUUGGGGCGGUGAUAACUCGCGAACAGGAUACCAAACAAACCAUAACAUGGAUCCUGCGAUAGUUGGAAGUCCCCAAUUCGACAUUGUCUUCAAAACAGCCUUGCCAGGCCGCUACAUCAACGCUGCCGAACAAAUCUUCUCGCAACCGCUCGUCUACACUCCUUCAAACGGCACAACGCAAUAUGUUUACCUCGCUACCACGCAAAACAACAUUUAUAAACUCGACGCCAAAACGGGUGUUAUCUUGGCUUCGCGCAACAUAGGCAUUCCUUUCCUUACAGCUGAUCUGGAUGGUUGUGUGGAUGUUAAUCCUACCGUUGGUGUUACUGCUACUGGUGUUAUUGAUCCUGACACUGAUACAUGGUAUCUCACGUCCAAGACAUACGUUGAUCAGAAUUAUGGACCGAAACCACAGGGACGACCGGCUGGACGAUACAAGUUUCAUGCCAUCAACGUAAACGAUCUCUCAGAACGCUCUGGCUUCCCCGUCGAUCUCGAAGGAACUAUCGCGAGGAACAAUCCCGAGCGAAUGUUCACCGGCGGUAUCCAUCACCAACGUCCAGGUCUGUUACAUACAGGCCAGUUUGUAUACGCUGGCUUCGCCUCGCAUUGUGUGCAAUACAACUUCACAGGCUGGAUAAUGGGCUGGGACAAAACCACCGGCGCAAUCGUCGAGCGCUGGGCUUCUGAAGGACAAGGCGUGAGCAGUAACAUCUCCGGUGCAGGAAUCUGGCAAUCGGGUGGUGGAUUGGCAUCCGACGACGCAGGAUCCAUGUUCUUCGCCACAGGCAACGGCUACGCAUCCCAACUGUCCACCAUUCCAGUAAAUGGCUUCACGCCUCCUACUGCCAUGGAACAAGCAGCCGUACACAUGUCGAUCAACAGCGACGGAACACUUUCUGUGGUAGAUUUCUUCAUGCCCUUUGAAAAACAAGAACUUGACGGCGCGGAUAAAGAUCUAGGAACAAGUCCUCUUGAGAUUCUGCCGAGUCAAUUCUCAUGUGGUGAUGUCAAACGCAUGGGUAUCGUGACUGGAAAGUCUGGAAAGACGUAUUGGCUUAAUCUUGAUGAUCUGGGCGGUUAUCGGAAUGGAGCCAAUUUGAAAGAUCGUGUUAUUCAGACUUUUCAGAAUGAGAAUUCUGUUUAUGCGGGGGCUGGUGUAUAUCCUCUUGAAGGAGGGUAUAUCUAUAUCAAUGUCAUCCAAUAUCCUACGCACGUCUUCAAAUUCUCCUGUCUAAACGGCAAUCCCUACUUUACAAAAGUAGCAGACAGUCCAACGAACAACGCCUACAUUCUCGGCGUAAGCCACGGAACAACCACCUCUCUCAACGGCCAAGAAGGAACAGGUCUUCUCUGGGUCUCCGAUGUUCAGAACACCAACUUUAAGAUCUACGAUGCAGUUCCUCAGAAUGGAUAUCUCAACGUCAUUCGCAACUUUACGAUUGUCGGCAUUACAAAGUUCAGCAGACCUGUCUUUGGUGAUGGGAUGGCGUACAUCGGUACUACUGUUGGUUACUUCUACGGUCUUGGUUCGACGAACAAAUCGCCGUUGAACUGUACUGCUUCCGUGGACUUUGGGACUACGGAUUUGCAGAAUGCUACUUUUCCACAAGUUGUGAAUUGUACGGCUUUGUUUGAUCUUUCUGUUACGAACAUUAGUCUUGCGGAUGCGACGAACUACGGCAUCACCAAGACACCCUCCCUUCCUCUGUCAAUGUCUAAGGGAGAUAGUCUUCAAUUCUCAGCGCAGUUCUCACCCAAGAGUGUUGGAAGAUUGGGUGGCACAGUCAACAUUGUCACUUCUGGUGUUGCGGAUGCGUCGUAUAGCAAGACUACCAAGGUCCGCUUUACGGGUGUUGGCUCAAGCUCAGGUGCUUUGUUGGACGUUAGUCCCAAAUCUGUUGUUUUCACAGGUCUUGUUAGUGGUUCGACCGCUGAUAAGCAAACCAUUCUGAUCGGAAACGACGGUACCAAAUCUCUCCAAGUCUCGUCUGUUCUGUACACGAAUUCCUCUUCGUCUGGACCAUUUACCACAUGGUCAGGCUCAGGCAGCCUUACAGUCGGAAAGUUCACACUCUCUGGUAUUCCUAGCUCUGUCAGUGGAGGUAGCGAUACAGCGAUCACUGUCAUUCCUGAUACUUCUGCUUCUGGAAACUUUACUGCUUGGGUCAAGUUCGUCACCACAGGCGGUAACGCAACCGUUUCGCUGUCCGCAUCAGCAGGUGAUCCUCCUACCGCGCUUCUCGAAUUCCAAACACCCGAUGGCAACAGCUGGGUCAAAUACGAUCCCAACACUCCCUUCACAUUCGGCAACGUCACAGAGAAUACUUCCAAGUCUCUGCGCUUCCGAAUCAGCAAUACCGCUGCACCAGGAGGUGUCAAACUCGGUCUCACUGUCUCCAAACCUCCCUUCGGCGUGCCUGGGAUCGUUAGGUCAGCUAAUCAAGUUGACUUGGCCGAAGGUACUCUGAUCGCACCAGGCAAAAGUCAAACAGCGACUCUAACAUGCAACGUCCCCAAAUCCCAAUGGAACGUCCCUGCAUAUAAUGGCACUGCACAGUGGACUAUCAACACCAACGAUCCAACAUGGAGUUUCGAAAAGCGCGCAAUCCAAUUCUUCUGCAACGCCGUCUCGGAACAGGCCGCUCCUCUCCUUCCCAACGGUCAAGGCCAGUAUCAGUAUGUGGGUUGCUUCAAGGAGAAUAACCCCGGCCGUCAACUCUCCAAUCUUUUAUAUGCGAACGGCUCCAACACCAAUGAAAUGUGCAUCAACACCUGCGGCUCCGAAGGUUUAACAUUCUGCGGUACACAGUAUCGCAGUGAGUGCUGGGCCGGCAAUAAAAUUCCCAAGGAGAAGGUCGACGAUGCGAACUGCAACUUUGACUGCGCGGGAAGUUUGGCGCAGUACUGUGGUGGAAAUGGUGUUGAUGGAAGUGGUUCAUAUAUCAGUCUUUUCGCCGAUACACUCCAAUGGGAUGGAAGUCUCAGCGAUUCAUCUUCAUCUGGUGGCAGCACAAACACUCCUCAAGGACCAUUCGUCAAUCCUGGCGUUGAUGGAUACACCAGUAUUGGAUGCUACACCGAAGCAACAGCUGGAAGAGCACUGCCCAAUGGACGGGGCGUUAGUUCGCCUACUGUGCAGAACUGUGUAGAUGCUUGUAAGGCUGAGAGUUUUGUCUACGCGGGUGUUGAGUAUGGUGGAGAGUGUUACUGUGGCAAUUCGUUUACCGAUGGAGCUGUUCCUGCUCCCAUUACUGAUUGUGGCAUGACUUGUAACGGAAAUGGGAGUGAGUACUGUGGUGGGCCUAAUCGUCUCAACGUUUAUCAGGUCAACUCUGCUUACAGCGCUACUCUGUCGAGCUCGUUAUCCACCUCUUCCACCACCGGCAGUACUUCCUCUUCCACUUCAACGUCGACCUCUACUUCUUUGCUUAUCCCUGGUUCGGUUUCAACUUCCAGCUCCACAAGUACCAGCACCAGUUCGACUACCAGCUCAAGCUCUACGAGUAGCUCGUCCUCGACUUCUACUUCUACCAGCACAUCUACAAGCUCCACGAGUACGAGCUCCACAUCUACCUCGACGAGCUCUACUCAGACGAUGAGUAGCUCAGUCAGUGUAAACGGAAACGUGGCCGGUGGUGCAAACGCUGUCUCCACAUCUAUGUCUGACAGCUCUACUUCAAGCAGCAGUUUGGUCAGCACGUCGACCUCAAGCGGUACUAGUACUACCUCUCAAUCCACGACCUCGACGACUUCGAGCUCGGUCGCUACGACUACUUCGACGACCACGUCUAGUACAUCGACUACUAGCUCGAGUAGUUCGUCGUCAUGGACGACCUUCUCUACUGGCUCUCCAGUUAGCAGUCGCUCUACAGCCUCUACUACGACUUCUACCACGUCGAGCGCAGUGGUUCAGAACCCACCUUUGCCCAACACUGCUUCCACCAUUGGUCUCUCCAACCCGGGUUCGUCAGUGAUGGUAGUGUCUGGCACGACGAUAGCUGUUGUCACUCGUCCCACGUCGACUAGUAGCUCAGUGGCUGUCCCUUCAUCGAGUGUUGGUUCGUCGAUCGUGUCUGCGCCAGGUGUUCCCUCAUCAAUCGUGCAAUCCUCUAUUGUCGCUCCAUCAAGUGCCCCAUCAUCUGUCAUUCCUGCCCUGAGCACUCAAGCAGGAGUCCCAGUUCCUGGCUCAACUGGUACUACUCGAACGACAUCUACCACGUCGUCCACCUCAUCAACUUCAAGCUCAACAUCAACAACAUCCCGCGCCACAACGACAAUCACAACUAGCUCAACCACCAGCUCUUCCAAGACAACAACUUCUACCAAACCCACCACACCAUCCAUCUCCGACACAAUCGGAACAUGGCAAUUCCAAGGCUGCUACGCUGAACCCUUCCUCAUCCGCGCCCUAACAGCCAAAUACACAACGGCCGACGACAUGACUCUCGAAUCAUGCGCCGCCUUCUGCAAAGGCUACACUUACUUCGGCGCCGAAAACGGCCGCGAAUGUUCAUGUGGUAACACCCUCACCUUCGGCACCUACCAAGCCUUCAACCAAAAGGACUGCUCCUCGACCUGCGCAGGCGACAAGUCCCAAUUCUGCGGCGGCUCACAACGUCUCCAACUUUACAAAGCCGGCAAAGCACCCCGAAGCUUCACAAGCUACUCCUGCGUCAGCGAGCCCUUCCUAGGCCGUCUCCUCCCCGAACUAGUCCUCACAGACUUUCGGUCAAUGACAGUCGAUACGUGUCUCGACAAAUGCAGCAGCUACAAAUACGCCGGCGUGGAAAACGGUCGGGAUUGUUAUUGUGGUAAUGCGAUUAAUUGGCAGGGUAUGUUUAACACGGGCAAGAAUGUGAGCAUCGAAGACGGCAUGCAAAGGGUCUCUUGA
Messenger RNA from Fusarium coffeatum, 4968 nucleotides. RefSeq lists its product as uncharacterized. NCBI's taxonomy places the organism in Eukaryota, Fungi, Ascomycota, Sordariomycetes, Hypocreales, Nectriaceae. The coding region runs from base 1 to 4968 and encodes 1655 amino acids. The transcript has 6 exons. The record is from RefSeq and is a predicted model, not a curated record.